GCGUUACAGUGUUCAACUGUAACGCCCGCCAGUUGCCUCGGUGGCCGUUUGUGAAAACAGUGUUUGCUUCAAAAAGUGAAUCAUUCCCACCACGAGAAUUUAUAAACUUGUGUUUACAUCACGACAGUUCAUCAUGGUGUUUUUAGAAGGCCGAUUUUUAAGUUCAUUAUUUUCAUUGUCUAAAGUGACCAUAGAACCCAGUAUUUAUAGUGGAUCUUUUCUACAAACUCGAAAUUAUGCUCUGAGAAAGGGAACAAGAGAAAAAAAAUUAAAGCAAAAAUUAAGAAACAUAACUGCUAAAAGAUCAAGGGAAUUAAAACAGCCAAAAAAGAAAACAUUAAAAGGAGAUGUUCCAGACGCGAUAAGAUUUUCUUUGGUGGAUACUCAUCGAAUGUCUCCUGACAAUGUAUGGUUACAAAAAUACUAUAGUCCAAAAGUAUAUACCUUCGAAGAAGCUGUACAAUGUCAUCGUGAAGUUUUUCAUCCCACUAUUUAUGAUAUUUCUGAUGCAAAAUUAACAGCUGCUUUUGAAGUGAACAUGAAGGGACCAAGUAAAUCUAAAAUGCUAAAUACGUUUCACAGUUUGGUUUCUAUCCCUCACAAGUUUCACUCAGAUGGGCAAAAAUCAAUUAUGGUAAUUGCAGGCACACCAGAAUUACAGGAUAUAGCUAAAAAUGCAGGUGCACAACAUGUAGCUGGACCUGAAAUUAUUCGAUUAAUUAAGAUUGGAGAAAUGAGUGUUUCUGAUUAUGAUCACAUAAUUGCUCAUCCCCAAAUACUGCCACAAUUAUUGACCAUUAAGGGUAUUUUAAAGAAUAAAUUUCCAUCGUUAAAACAAGGAACACUAGGAGCUGAUCUUGAUGCUACUAUUUAUAAACAUUUGCAUGGUGUUAGGUACACUUGUAUAGCAAAUUCGAAUUAUCCGGAUUAUGGUUAUUGCGAAGUUCCUUUUGGAACGGUUGAAAUGACUACACCACAAUUGAAAGAGAAUUUUAAAACCUUAUUGGAUGAUCUACUAACUCGAAAACCAAAAAUACCUGAACCCAUGAUUUUGAGAAUUUGUAUUAAAUGUUCGCCAAGUACCGAAGCCUUUAAAUUAGAUCUUAAAGAAUUUAUAAAAGAAGAAGUAAAAGAAAAGUAUAGUUAUGAUGAUGAUGAUGAAGAUGAUGAUGAUGAUCAUGAUAAAGUAACUCGAGCCGAAAUUUAGGUAAUAUGAGAAGUUACCUGACAAGCAAAUAUAAGAAUUUUUUAAUUCAUGUUGUUUACUUAUUAGUUUUAAUAAAAUUUAUUAGCAAAACUCCAAAA
Leptopilina boulardi is the source of this 1305-nucleotide messenger RNA. RefSeq names its product 39S ribosomal protein L1, mitochondrial (gene mRpL1). Lineage: Eukaryota; Metazoa; Arthropoda; Insecta; Hymenoptera; Figitidae. The transcript is spliced from 8 exons. The coding region runs from base 134 to 1207 and encodes 357 amino acids. The record is from RefSeq and is a predicted model, not a curated record.